This is a messenger RNA of Vigna radiata var. radiata (mung bean), 2418 nucleotides long. RefSeq names its product polyadenylate-binding protein 3. The coding region runs from base 196 to 2109 and encodes 637 amino acids. Gene Ontology annotation, molecular function: RNA binding. NCBI's taxonomy places the organism in Eukaryota, Viridiplantae, Streptophyta, Magnoliopsida, Fabales, Fabaceae. The transcript is spliced from 7 exons. Gene Ontology annotation, cellular component: ribonucleoprotein complex. The record is from RefSeq and is a predicted model, not a curated record.
UCUUUCUCUUCCUCAGUUCUCUAUUUUCAGGAGAGAAGAAAAAGAAUCCAAAAGGAGAAUGAUAUCUCCAUAUCAUAACAACUAGGAUUGAUUUAUAUUAUUUUUUCUUAUAUAUUUUCUUUUCAAAAGUUGUUAUUCCUUAUUUUUGUUUCUUUUCAUUGAGUAUCAGUUAUUCUUUGUGUGAAAGAAUAGUGAAUGGCAGCAGCGGUUUCUUCCCCAAUGACUCAAUCUGUGACUGCAACAGCGGCUCCCGUAACUGCAUUGGGCGGAGGAUCAUUUUCCAAUGCCUCGCUGUAUGUGGGCGAUCUCGAUGGAAAUGUAAACGAGGAGCAACUUUAUGAUCUUUUCAGUCAAGUUGCUCAGAUUGUUUCGAUUAGGGUUUGCAGAGAUCAGAGCAAACGAUCCUCUCUUGGUUACGCUUAUGUCAAUUUUUCUAAUGCUCAGGAUGCAACCAAUGCCAUGGAACUUUUGAACUUCACUCCUGUUAAUGGAAAACCGAUUCGAAUUAUGUUUUCUCAACGUGAUCCAAGCAUUCGGAAAAGUGGACAAGGCAAUGUGUUCAUCAAGAACCUUGAUACAUCAAUUGAUAACAAAGCAUUGCAUGACACUUUUGCUGCUUUUGGCACUGUACUUUCUUGUAAGGUGGCUACUGAUAACAAUACUGGUCUGCCGAAAGGGUAUGGUUUUGUUCAGUUUGAUAAUGAAGAUUCUGCCCAGAAUGCAAUCAAACAGUUGAAUGGCAUGUUGAUCAAUGACAAGCAAGUUUACGUUGGACUUUUUAUCCGGCGUCAGGCUCGGACAAAUGGAUCACCUAAAUUUACUAAUGUGUAUGUGAAAAACUUUUCUGAAGCAUUCACAGACGAGGAUCUCAAUAAGUUGUUUGGCUCUUACGGUACCAUAACCAGUGCAACUAUCAUGAAAGAUAUGAAUGGAAAAUCUAGAUGUUUUGGUUUUGUAAAUUUUCAAAAUCCAGAUUCAGCGGCAACUGCAGUGGAAAGACUAAAUGGUACUGCCAUUGAUGAUAAGGUUUUAUAUGUGGGGAGGGCUCAGAAGAAAGCAGAAAGAGAGGCUGAAUUGAAAGCCAAAAUUGAGCAAGAAAGAAUAAGUAGAUAUGAAAAAUUACAAGGUGCUAAUUUGUAUUUGAAAAAUCUUGAUGACAACUUCAGUAAUGAAAAUUUGAAAGAUCUUUUUUCUCAGUAUGGAACUAUAACAUCUUGCAAGGUGACUGUCGACUCAAAUGGACAUAGCAAGGGAUCUGGUUUUGUGGCUUUUUCUACACCAGAGGAAGCAAGUAAAGCUUUGAAUGAAAUGAAUGGCAAGUUGAUUGGACGAAAGCCACUUUACGUUGCUGUGGCCCAGCGCAAAGAAGAGAGGAAAGCUCAUUUACAGGCUCAUUUUGCUCAAAUCCGAACAUCGGGUGGAAUGACACCUCUGCCUGCUGGCAUUCCUGUUUAUCAUCAUCCAGGGGCACCAAGACUUGCUCCUCAACAAUUAUAUUUUGGUCAAGGCAACCCUGGCUUCAUGCCCCCACAGCCUGCUGGAUAUUCAUUCCAGCAGCAAAUUUUGCCUGGAAUGAGGCCUGGGUUUGCCCCCAAUUUCAUUACUCCUUAUCCCCUUCAAAGGCAGGCUCAGUCUGGACAUAGGACUGGAGUUCGACGAAAUGGAAAUCUUCAACCAAUGCAACAGAGCCAGAUGAUGAUGCAUCGUAAUUCCAACCAAGGGUUUCGAUAUAUGCCUAAUGGUCGAAAUGGUCCAACUAUGCCCAUGCACUUUGAUGGUUCUGGAAUUAAUGCAGCACCUAAUGAUGGUCAGCGUUCUGGAGCAUUGUCUACUACACUUGCAUCGGCUCUUGCGUCUGCCACUCCAGAAAAUCAGCGCAUGAUGUUGGGUGAACAUCUAUAUCCUCUUGUGGAGCGGCUGACAUUAAACCAAUACACGGCAAAGGUGACUGGGAUGCUACUGGAAAUGGACCAGUCCGAAGUAAUCAAUCUCAUCGAAUCUCCUGAGGACCUGAAGACAAAGGUGUCUGAAGCUAUGCAGGUAUUAUAUGAGGCUGCACCUGAAUCUGGAGUUGCUGAUCAGAUUGGAUCGUUAUCCGUAAAUGAAUGAAGCAGGUGUCUAAAGUUUUCACCAAUAUGAUAUCAUUCUUUUGCGGAAUUACUAAUUUAUGAGAUGAUAUAGAGGGUGAUGAUGAUACGGAGGGGCUGAAGGAUUUCUUUGGUAGAUUUUUUUAGCAAUUGUUUCAGUAUUUUUCGACUUUUUUAUCAUUCUAUUUUAUUUAGGACUGAGUUUGCAGUAGAGUGAUCGGUUUAUUAGCUUUGGAAACAAUUUUGGAUUUUUAGACAUUUGAUUUCGGAUUUUGGUAGGCACAUUCUUCAAUCAUUUAAUUUCUUAAGUUAUUAAUUUUCUUUGUUGGAA